UAGUUUUGCCAUGAAGCGGAGGCACCGAGUGCGUGUCAAGCCAUGGAUGGCGCUGGUCUUUAUUUUGGUGAAGUUGAUGGGGGCCUUUGUGCCACCACCGCAGGUGGCAUCAGCGAGACUGCGGGGCCUCAUUGAGCGUCCUCAAUUUAUUGGGUCUAGCAUUGUGAAAGAGGAUUUGCGCCCACGCUCGACCCAUUGCAGAGCUUUGGAUGUGAGGGUCUGGCAAGUCAUUGUUUCUGCUUCGGGUCUUGUUGUAGCGACAAUACAGGCAGUGCGGGCAUUCAAAGCCUCUUCCGAGGGCAAAAUCCGAGCAGCAGUGGCAAAGGCCAUGAAACCUUUUGAGCCCAGCAGGCCGCAAGACGAGGUCAUCCAAAGGCCAGUGAUGGAAACUCUCCGGCAAGGCAUUGCGAGCUGGCAACAACAUGCGACCAUCAUUGGGGGUCGGUACCAGUCAGGAAAGUCUGUGGCAACAGAAGAAGCCUUGCGCAGGGUGCGAGGUGUUGUUCGAUUCACCAUCAGAAGUGCCGAUUGGGCAGAUCGGAUGUGCAAGCAACUGGGAGUAGAUGACGAAGGGCUGUUCAAAGAGGUCAUGCGGCGAGUGCCCGAGAAGCUCAAGGACUUCCCCAACAACCUCACCAAGUUUCCAAUCCUUCUUCUUGAAGUCCCUCGUACAACCACCGAAGGCAUCAACUUAAUCUCUUCUACUGCGAAGGAUGUGGCGACGGACAAAAGCGGAAGUGCCAUUCAUGUGAUUGUGUCAGCCUCUUCGGCGGCAGUGGCGUUGGCUUUUGAUGCUGGAGGAACUGAAAGGCAGGAAGACAUUUGGGUUGGCGACUUGACGGAGGAGGAAGCGAAGGAGUUUUUGGCACUGCAUGGGCAUGAGAACAAGUGGGUGGACUUCGUGGAUGCUUGUGGCUUCCGGAUUGGCGACUUGGCGAAGGCCUGUGAGAAUCUGAAGAAAGGAAUGUCAUUGGACGACACGAAGCAAGAAUGUCAGCGAGUUGCUGAUGAUGAAGUGCGAGGCUUCAUGGAGCUUCAAGUGCACCCCACAGUUACAGGGUGCAAGAUGGCGCAAGAGCUCCUGACGGCUUAUCCGGCAGGUAUUUUGAAUGUUGUAAAUGGCAUCCGCAUCCUCCCAAGGGAGGUUGCCGCACUAACUCGCAACAAGAGUUGUCAUGCUGUGUAUUUUCACCCAAUCAAGAAGCGCUUCUUUUUUGCCUCCAAAUUGCAUAAGGAGGCCGCUGAAGCGCAACUGGCAAAUCCAUGACCGAUCU
Molecule: messenger RNA, 1274 nt
Organism: Effrenium voratum
Lineage: Eukaryota; Dinophyceae; Suessiales; Symbiodiniaceae
Source: the annotation of a GenBank genome assembly